Messenger RNA from Microthlaspi erraticum, 1128 nucleotides. NCBI's taxonomy places the organism in Eukaryota, Viridiplantae, Streptophyta, Magnoliopsida, Brassicales, Brassicaceae. The record is from the annotation of a GenBank genome assembly.
AUGGCUGCUUCAGCUGCAUUCUCCAUUUCAUCACCACCUUUCGUACCCUUUUCCUGCAAAAUCCGCAGUCCAUUUCUCUUGAUUAGUCCAAAAUAUCCCAAACCCGUCUCGGUGAGAGCUUCUGCGUUUUCUGUCGACAAUCCCUCCAUCUCCAUCGAUAGCAAAUCGCCAGUCCAAACUAAGACAAGCAAUUGGCAGUGGAAGUUCAAGGGAAAAUCGAUUGGUAUAUACUAUGAAGAGCAUGAGAGUGAGAAGAGUGAAUCUGUUAAGAACAUCCUAAUGAUACCAACAAUAUCUGAUGUUAGCACCGUAGAGGAAUGGAGAUCUGUGGCUAAGAACAUCGUGCAGCGCGACGGGGAAGUCAACUGGCGAGCAACCAUUGUGGAUUGGCCUGGUCUUGGUUAUUCUGAUAAACCAAAGAUGGAUUACGACACAGAUGUCAUGGAGAAGUUUGUGGUCGACUUCAUGAACUCACCUGAGAGCCCAAUGAGCCAAGCAGGUAAUGAUGAUGUAGUUAUCAUUGGAGGAGGGCAUGCAGCGACACUAGCAAUGCGUGCUACUCAACGUGGGCUGCUAAAGCCAUCAGCCAUUGCUGCUGUUGCACCUACAUGGGCAGGACCUCUUCCUAUUGUGUUUGGCCGUGAUUCUUCCAUGGUGACAAGGUAUGGUAUGCUAAGAGGAACACUGAGAGCACCAGGGGUUGGUUGGAUGAUGUACAACAUGCUAGUGAGCAACGAGAAGUCAAUCGAGUCACAAUACAGAUCCCAUGUUUAUGCAGACCAAAGCAACGUGACCGAUGCCUUGAUCCAAAGCAGAUACGAGCUAACAAAGAAGAAAGGAUCACGCUACGUCCCUGCAGCGUUCUUGACCGGUUUGCUUGACCCGGUCUCAACCCGGGAGGAGUUUCUCCAGCUGUUUGCUGAUUUGGAAGGGAAAUUACCGGUUAUGGUGAUGUCAACAAAAGGAGCUCCAAAGAGAUCGAAAGCUGAAAUGGAGGCACUGAGAGGAGCUAAAGGAGUUAGCAAAUUCGUGGAGGUUGAUGGUGCACUCUUGCCUCAAGAAGAGUAUCCUUCUCUUGUUGCUCAAGAACUCUACAUCUUCUUGCAAGAGACCUUUGCUUCUCCAUAA